Mucor mucedo is the source of this 1023-nucleotide messenger RNA. Its product is annotated as mitochondrial biogenesis AIM24-domain-containing protein. The transcript has 7 exons. Gene Ontology annotation, biological process: inner mitochondrial membrane organization. Gene Ontology annotation, cellular component: mitochondrial inner membrane. NCBI's taxonomy places the organism in Eukaryota, Fungi, Mucoromycota, Mucoromycetes, Mucorales, Mucoraceae. Bases 1 to 1023 code for a protein of 340 amino acids. The record is from RefSeq and is a predicted model, not a curated record.
AUGGUCCUACCAACACCAUUUCUGAAGUGGGAAAAGGCAAGUAUAUCGACACGGAAAUUCAAAACGAUCCUAUUUUUGAAGUUGUAUCUUCUGGCGUUGUUACCACCCGAUUCAGAAAUCACCGCCAUUACAGGCUCUGCUUUGGGAUCAUCCACCCGAGUCGGUUCUAAGUUAGCUUUGGAUACGACCACAGUGAAAGCACUUGGCAGAAGAAUUGUAGGCGAUGCCAUGUUCUAUCAAAAAUAUUAUACAAAGAACGCAGCAGGCGAUAUCUUAUUGGCCCCUCAAACUUUGGGAGAAAUCACCACCAUCCCACUUAAAACCACUGCCAAAUAUAUUUUGAGACGCGAUGCAUUUUUAGCAAAGACAGAAAAGGUCACCUUUGAUUUAGGACUCAACAAGGACAGCGUUGGAUUGGUCAAUAAGUUGGUUCAUACGGUAAGUGGACCUGGUACAUUGGCUAUCAGUCAUUAUGGAGGUUUGUAUCGUAUCUCACUUGCUGCUGGUGAAGAAUAUCAAGCCAAUCCUCGUAAUUUGAUUAUGUGGGAUAAACGCACCAACCCUUCCAGACUUCACCCUGCUCAUCCUGUCGUACCUUCUCCCCGAUCCAAGUUAAGACAAUAUGAAGUGAUUCGAAAUAUCGUCGAUAGUCCUUCUCUUCAACCAAAAUUACAGUACGUAGACACGCUUGCCAAGGCCAUGCGUAAUUAUUUGAUGGGUGCACCUGAUUUUGUUAAAUUAAAGGGUCCAGGUGAUUUCUAUUUGACUUCCCGUGUUCAACCUCGUUUUGAAAAGUCCAGAUUGAUGAACGCUUUAGCUGCUGCCAAUGAUUCAGCAGCUCAAUUAUUUGAGCAAUCUUCAAUUUUCCCCAGUGUGCCUGAAUCUGAAUUUAUCGAUUACACUAAAAAGAAACAUCCCGGAUAUGCUCAAAAGUCUACAGACGGUUUCCCAUCAUGUUAUGCCGUGGUUGGUCCUAAAGGUGCUGUCGCAUUCACCCCAGCUACCAGAGAAGAGAAUGUGUAA